AUGAAUUUCGCAGUGAAUCUUCAAUCAUCUACAUUUAAUCAGACAUCGUCAUUUCUGCGUCUAGUAGAACAUAUUCGUCGAUGCGUUCAUGAACGCGAACAGAUCAAGCACCAACGAUCUGUAUCUGAUUAUAUCGAACAUCUAAGACGAUCGAUGAAUGAAAAUCCAUUGUUGACGCGUGCACUCUUCCAAUUUUAUGCUACAAUAAAAACUUUUUCAUCACAAAAUAAUCAUGAAAAAACUUCUCUUGAUAAUCUCUAUACAAUCGACCAUGACAUCGAUCUGAAAUCUAGUCUAUCGGAAAUUAGUUUAACAGACCUGAAACCAACGAAAUCGACUACUCACUAUAUUCAACCAAUGAACAAUACUCACCAAACUACUGGUCUAUUGACAAAAGCAACACUGACUGCUAUCAAUAAGGCACCACAUCAACGUUCAACACAUGACGUUGAAAUCCUCAAACAUUUACUUCAUAAUUGCGAAAAUCUUCGGCAAUCACCUUCUCAUGUUCGACACUAUGCUGCUCGUUCACUUCGACUUCUCACAUACCCUCCGAAUACAAUCAUCACUCGUCAAAAUCACCCCUCGAUUCUCGUUUAUAUCAUCGUAUCCGGCACAUGUAAAACAGUACUUGAGACUGAAGAACGAGCCAUAUUUGGCACUGACUUAAAUAUUGGUUGUGUCUAUGAAGAUAAUUCUGUCGAUUAUCGUUUGAAUGGGUUGAUCACAAGUGAAAUGAGUCAGUGCAAUUUAGUUGCGUUUUUUCGGAGAGAUAUACAAGUAUAUACAAAUUAUUUGUCUGACAUCAUGAAACAAUCAUUACUCGAACAACUUCGAACAAAAUCGACGUUUACUGUUCUCUACUGGCGAAAUGAUAUAGUAGAAUACUUUUUAAAAUGGACGAAAUAUAAACAAUAUGCAGUCGAUGAAAUAAUCUAUGGCAACGUAGACUAUCAAGAUGAGAAUCUUUACUUUAUUCUUCAUGGUCAAAUAUCUUUCGUCUGCUUAUUAAAUUUUCCAUCUCGAAUGAUUCAUCAUCCGCACCUGAAUAAACUCUAUCAAGCACAGAAUUCUCAGGAGAAUGAGAAAGGAAUCACUUGGCGUUUCUUGGAAGUGUUCAUUCUUUCAAACGGUCAUUAUUUUGGAUUUGAACCGGUAACAACUCACGCGUGGUACCUUACUCGAACUAUCGUCGACAUCAUUUCGAUUCCAAAAGAUCGAUUCAAACAGUUGGGUCACUUUGCAUCGAUGGUCUUCGAAAAACUCCGCGAAGAUUUUCUCGAUAUGUAUCCAAAUACAAAUUCCAUUCGUCAAUCUUAUAUAAAAUAUCUUCAAACGAAUCAAUCAAGCGAAAAAGACUUCGUCACAGUAAAGUUCAAGAAUAAAAAACAGCCAAUUAUCAGUACUAGUCAUGAAAAAAUCAACUGGAUUCCAAAACAGAAUCUUUUGAGUAUAUAUUUAAAAAAUCUUUCGUAUUAUUAA
Adineta ricciae is the source of this 1482-nucleotide messenger RNA. Lineage: Eukaryota; Metazoa; Rotifera; Eurotatoria; Adinetida; Adinetidae. The record is from the annotation of a GenBank genome assembly.